CUGUUUUCUCCGGUCCCGCCUCCAUCUGUCAGCCUCUGCGCUUGAACGGCACUGUAUGACUGUUGAUGCACUGUAGGGAGAUACUACUCUUAACUUUAUGCCUGCAUGGACAGUUCCAAAAGAAAACAAAAGAAAAGGGAAAAGAAUAAAACAUUUCAGUUGACAAGCUCGUGGAAGGCGCUUGUGUAUUCACACUGCGUCUUCGUCGGUAUUUUCCCCCCACUUUUUCCAAGCCCUCUUUUUACAGUAUGAAGCGCAGUUAUGGCAAGGAGUAGCAAGUCAGUAGCAAGGACCCUGGAGGAUUUGACGCUAGACUCGGGUUAUGGUGGAGCCGCCGACUCCUUCAGGUCUUCCAGUGCGUCGCUGUGCUGCUCAGAGGCACAUGGAGGGAAUUACUGGCAUUUAACCGACUCGAUGCACAGUCGACACAACAGUCUGGACACUGUUAACACGGUCCUGGUCGAAGACGCCGAGAUCCUGGAGUGCACCGGGCAAUGCGCUAAACUACCCGAGCUUGAGGAUGUGCCGUGGAGCCUCGGGGAAGUGGCGAGCGCUCUGAGCAAGGACGAGGAGAUGAGCCUGCCGACACCACAGCAGGACGUCCUGCACAGGCUCUCGGUUCUGGUCAGCCGGGCCCUGGUCAGGGUCGCCAAGGAGGCGCAGCGCUUGAGUUUGCGCUACGCCAAAUGUACCAAAUAUGAGAUCCAAAGUGCCAUAAAGAUGGUCCUGGCGUGGACCGUGUCGAUGAACUGCAUCAGCGGGGCCCUCAGUGCAUUGUCACUGUACAAUAUGAGCACAGAGGACGACAAGUUCACCCGCGGCAAGUCGGCGCGAUGCGGACUCAUCUUUAACGUGGGGAAGUUCUUCAGGUGGAUGGUCGAUAGCAGGGUAGCAGUCAGGAUCCAUGAGCACGCGGCGAUCUACCUGGCCGCGUGCAUGGAAAACCUCUUCCGCGAUGUGUACGCGCGGGUGCUGCGCAGUGCGCUGCUGGAGCGGGAUAACGGGAUCCCCAAGUUUACUGUGGAGAUCCUGGAGCAGGCCGUUAACAGUGAUGCAGAGAUAUGGGGCUCUUUGCAACCCUGGCAACACCUGAUCUGCGGGAAGAAUGCAAAUGGUAAGUUAAGGAUAAAGCAGGUCAAUUUAACAAGAACCCCCUCUCCAAUUUGCAUUCAUACAUGUACACAUUUUAAAUUAUGCCACUUGCAGAGUUACUUCUCACUCCCCACAGCAGGUUUUAAAAUCAAUAACAGACUGCACAAAUGUCAGAACAUUGAAGAUUUAUAUAGAUAAGUAGGCUGCAUUCUCUCAGUUUCACUUUCUGCACGAUUCCUGCAGCUCCUGCCUCCUCAAAGAACUGUGAAACUUUAAGUGACAGGAGGAAGGGAUUCCUGCAGCUAGAAUAGUGCUUUUCAAGAGUACUGGCGCUGCAAGCAAUUGAACACUGACCAGUUGGUCUUCGUGUGAAACUGUGAUCUCCUUUUGUCCAGAUUGCCUCGUUUGUCCUCUGUGCAAAGUUAGACUGGAGCUGCUGUUCUCUCAUAUACUUCUCAUACUGUAUGUGGCUGUUUUGUUCAAAAUGGGUGAGCACAGCAUCCCUGGGUUGAGUUAUUCACUCUUUCAGUAAAGGGGGCUCUGCCUGCAGUGAUGCUAUGCAGAGAUGAGUUUCUGUUCUUUUCACCCAGAGCGAGGAUUUUUAUUUUCUGGGUAUAGCAGCUGAUUCUAUUACAGAGUACCCAGACUUUUCAAGUGUUAAUAAUACUUUUUGUCUGGUGUCUUUGAAAAUAUCUGAAUUCAAAGGACAAGUCUAAUAGUAUUCUGACUUCACUGCCUUUUAACCAUCAAUACAUCCGUAACCACUCUAAGACAUUCUUGCCCCUGUUUUGAUGGAUGUUGUAAAAGCGCUGCUGUGACUCCUCUUGCAACAGGUUUACAUAAUAAAAAAGGCCCUGGGGACGUAUGUGCUGUUGUGCAUUAUGCAGAGUGAUGCAAAUAAAACUGAGUUAUAGAAAGAGAGGGAGAAUGAGAGACAGAGAGACAAAGUUAGAAAGACUGUGACUGUAUUGAUGAAUCACCCACAGAAGAGAAUAGUACUUCAUUUUUACUGUGCCUUUUGUUUUAAGUGCAUGUCAGUUGGUUUGCAAUUUUCUUGCUUAUUUGUUCACAGUGGUACAGGAUUGUAGUUAUUUAGUGAGACUCGUUUAGAGACAGGUGACAAAUUACUAGAAAAACAAAGUACCUUAGUAUGGUGUAAGGCCACCAUGUGCCACAAGAACAGCUGUACCUGGUUCUCCAGUUUUCUUGGAACUCUGCUUUAGGACUGAAACAUCAUUCUUCCAGCAUUCCUUAAUUUGGUAAUUUGAUUAUCUAACUUGUUUAGAAUCUUCCAUAAAUGUUCAAUUGUAUGGUUAUGAGGUGACUGCAAAGGCCAUAGCAAACAACCCACAUUUUCAUACUCAUCAAACCAUUUGAUGACCCUAUGUGAUCUAUGGAUGGGGCGCUAUCAUCCUGGAAAAGAGCGCUCACCUUAAAGAUAAUUUUCGGUGUAGGGGUCAAGCGUUCAGGCCUGCCACAAACGCUCUCACUCACUUGUCAAGAACACAAUGAAAAUAAUUCAUCUGGAUGUAGCCACAUCUCUGUAGACCAGUGCCUAAGCUUUUUUUUGCACCACUGAACUGUCAAAUGUGCAUUCAUCUUUGUAAUGAGGGGUUUAUACACUGCAACCCAUCUAAUAUCCCUCUCUAUGUAAUUGUCAGGGCUGUUCUUGCUGACAGUCUGAUCACGUCCUGCAAACAUAUUCUCAGUCACCUGAGGAACAGAUCUUCUGCUUUCAUUCUGCUACACAUCACACUCACGAAAGCAUCAUGUUUAUCACAUAUGUUCUAUGUUCAACACUGAUUACUGAUGUAUUUCUGAUAGUUGUAAUGCAGACUGAAUUUCUUAAUGAAACUCUACUCAGUUGGAUAUUCUUUGUGACUCCUGCCAUCUGUGCCCCCUCUUUAAGUCCCUUAGUUUUUUUUCUUAUGCUAUCUUGACACAGAAUCAGAAUCACUUGAGCAUGCUCAGCAGUUUUAUACAUGCUACAUUGCAUGAUUGGAUGAUAAUUGUUUAAUUGUACCAUGUAGUGCACCUGUGUGGAAGCAUCUGCAUUUUUGCUGUGUUUAUCUACUCAUUUAUAAAAGCUUUUUUGCAUAGCAUGUGCAUUUAUUUGUAGUGAUUGCAACACACACUGAAUCUACACAUGCAACAAUGCCAGAAUCGCCACAUACAAUUAAAAGUAGUACAAUAGAACGUCAGAGCUUAGAGUAUGAAGACACAAUGCACAGUACUAAAUAUCAGGAUUCACUCAGAAGGCACACUCAGGCCACUUGGCAUGCAAAUAAAAUAUCUUGAGCAUAUGGAAUAUUGACAUAAAGCUCAAGGCUAGGAAAAUAACGUAGUGAAUGAAAUCAUGCAAUACCGUGUAAUAUAGCAUUUUCUUAAAGGGUUAGGUAGUAAUUAUUGAACCACUAGCAUAAAAAUAAACAUCAAAACACUAAAAAUCAAUAUUUUAGAUAUGAAUGUUUGAAAAGGUUUACAGCUUUACAGAGCUUAUUGGUUCACCUAUCUGUAUUAGUGCAUUUUUUGUCAGUUUUCAAAUACUUUUAGCCUAGCACCUCAGCAGAUACAUGUUAGUGGCAAGCUAAUGAACACAGUGAAUCAUUUAACAGCUACACAGAGGAAAAAACAAUCUAUAGCUUAAUGAAUCUUUAGAGGCAAAAGCAGUCUUAAAAGGAAAGUAAGAGUAGACCUACAAUGAGGAGGUGGCAGGAAAUUUGACUCCAAAAUGAAGACAUAUUUCUGUAUCUACAUGACAGGAACUUGCUAGCAAACAGUUGCCUAAGAGGUGAUAAUAUAACAGAGUUCAAAAGCUCAUCCCUUACCACAUUUUCUGUUCUAAUGGCAAGAUCUCUAAACCUUAAAGCACCCUACAGAGACAGAGAAAGCUGAAACACAACAUCAUUUGUUUUCUUCCUACUAAAACCAAACAGCCAUCCAGUCUGAGGGUGGUUUGACCUUACCAGAGUCGCUGCCUGCCAAACUGAACUUCUAUAUCGCUCUAUCCAUUCUCUCUGUCUUACUCAGCCAAGUGGGAGUAAUUUAGGUGAUUUAUCCAUAUUAUGCUAAAGCUAGUGACCCAGCUUUGUGAAGAGGACUUUAUGAAUAUCUUGAGCCAAAGCUUAUUUCUGUUUCUUUGUUGUCACAAAUUCAAUAAGGUGUUUUUCUUUUUUUAAGAUUUAGGUUCAAAUACCUUAAUGAUUUGCAAAGUCAUUUUUAGAAGGGGGCUUCAGUUUCCCAGCAGCUUAUAAAAGCUACACAGUUUGCUUUCUUGCAGCCAGAUAUAUUAAAGGCCUGCUUGACAUCUAUAUAGUCAGUUUUAAACUUU
Messenger RNA from Haplochromis burtoni (Burton's mouthbrooder), 4423 nucleotides. RefSeq names its product ankyrin repeat and BTB/POZ domain-containing protein BTBD11-A-like. Gene Ontology annotation, molecular function: protein heterodimerization activity. Bases 262 to 1290 code for a protein of 342 amino acids. The transcript has a single exon. NCBI's taxonomy places the organism in Eukaryota, Metazoa, Chordata, Actinopteri, Cichliformes, Cichlidae. The record is from RefSeq and is a predicted model, not a curated record.